Molecule: messenger RNA, 861 nt
Organism: Aspergillus alliaceus
Lineage: Eukaryota; Fungi; Ascomycota; Eurotiomycetes; Eurotiales; Aspergillaceae
Product: 25S rRNA (adenine2142-N1)-methyltransferase
Exons: 1
Coding region: 1-861 (286 amino acids)
Cellular component (GO): nucleolus
Molecular function (GO): rRNA (adenine) methyltransferase activity
Source: RefSeq, a predicted model, not a curated record
AUGGCUCCAAGGAGAUCUAAGACGAAAAGGACUACGCUACUUUCGCAUACUCGACCGCCAACAGUCAGGACCAAACAUGCAGCAUUGUCAUCCAGAGCUACACGCACUCUUAUUCGCUCCCAUCAUCGACUUCUCAAAAAGCGAGUACAGGCUCUAGAAGCUCAAGAUGAGGUUCUAGUUGGGAAAAUAGAUGCCCAGAUUCAAGAAAACGGCGGGUUAGAAAGUUAUCAACUCGCCAGCAAACUCGGACAAUCGCUAGAACGUGGUGGAGACUCAAGUAAGGUUUUGGUUGAUUGGUUGAGUCCCCAACUAUCGCAGUUGAAAGAUACAAAGUCAAGACUUCGGGUGCUUGAAGUUGGCGCUCUCAGCACUAAAAAUGCUUGCUCUACGAAUCAAUGUUUAGAUGUCACAAGGAUUGAUUUGAACUCUCAGGAGCCCGGAAUAUUAAAACAGGAUUUCAUGGAAAUGCCACUACCUCGCGAUACUGCCGACCAAUUUCACAUUAUCAGCCUUUCGUUGGUUUUAAAUUAUGUCCCAGAUGCCGUUGGUAGGGGAGAAAUGUUGAAGCGCUGCGUUGCCUUCUUAAGAAAGACACCCCUGUCAGGGUCAUCUGUCCAUGUCACGCCCAGGUUGUUCCUAGUCCUACCUGUGGCUUGCGUUAACAACUCACGAUAUCUUACUGAAAGCAAGCUGCAAGACAUAAUGUCCAGUAUGGGAUUUGUCUUAACGAAGAGCAAAGAGACUUCAAAGUUGAUAUUUCAACUUUGGGAGCACAAUCAAGACUUCCAACCCAAAAUCUUCAAGAAGGAGAUUUUGAGACCUGGAAGAUCCAGAAACAACUUCGCUAUCGUUGUUAAAUGA